AUGAGCUCGUUCUCCCACACAGGCCCACACAUUGUCCGUCUCGACGGCCAUAUAUCACCAGUGCCUCAUUUUCCCCCAACCUUCACCCACACAUACACCUCCUACGAUCGCACACCACCAGACACCCAAACUAUAAUUUCUCGUCUGGCUGACGCCAAUGUAGCUAUUACUACUCGAGUGCCCAUCUCGGCAGAGACAAUCGCAAUCUGUGCCAAGAGGAAGCUGAAACUGAUCGCUGUGCAUGCUAUUGGCUAUGAUAUGGUCGAUUUGAAGGCGUGUAAAGAGCAUGGCAUCAAGGUUUGCAAUGUGCCGGCAGCGAGUAAUGAGGCUGUGGCGGAGCAUGCCAUUGCCUUGUUUUUUGCUGUUAGAAGGAGAGUUGUCGACAUGCACAACCUCGUUAUCAACACUAAUGAGUGGGCCGAGAAAGGGAGCCUAGCUUCACACUUUGAUGGGGUGCCGGUAACAUGCAGACAGGAAGUCGUGGGCAUCAUUGGAGUCGGGGAAUUAGGUAACCGCGUGGCCAAUAUCUUCCGCUCCCUCAAUAGCACUGUCCUUCUCUCCGAACGCCCCUCCUGUCCACCAGCCUCCACUCGCCCAGGCCGUACUCCAUUCGUCACCGUCCUCGCGGAGUCUACCGUUAUAAUUAUCACCGUCCCACUCGCACCCACGACCCUCAAUUUAAUCUCCACCACCGAACUGUCUCUCAUGAAACCUGACGCCGUCCUUAUAAACGUCGCUCGCGGUGGCAUCGUUGACGAAGUAGCUCUAGUCAAAGCAUUAUGGAACAGGAAGAUCGCGGCCGCGGCAACAGAUGUAUUUGUUGAGGAGCCGGCGGUGAGUGAGAAUAGUGUGCUUAUUAAGGCAGCGAAGGAGGAUGCGUUGAAGGGAAGACUGGUGUUGAGUCCGCAUUUGGCAUGGUUUGCUAGGAGUAGCGUCGAAAAGUUGCGAGUGACAACGGCGACAAAUAUAGAAGUUUGGGCAAGGGGCGGGGAUGAAGGGUGGAAUAUGGUAGACUUGGAGUAG
Venustampulla echinocandica is the source of this 1023-nucleotide messenger RNA. RefSeq lists its product as uncharacterized. The transcript is spliced from 3 exons. Lineage: Eukaryota; Fungi; Ascomycota; Leotiomycetes; Helotiales; Pleuroascaceae. The record is from RefSeq and is a predicted model, not a curated record. Gene Ontology annotation, molecular function: NAD binding; oxidoreductase activity, acting on the CH-OH group of donors, NAD or NADP as acceptor. Bases 1 to 1023 code for a protein of 340 amino acids.